Molecule: messenger RNA, 2198 nt
Organism: Pomacea canaliculata
Lineage: Eukaryota; Metazoa; Mollusca; Gastropoda; Architaenioglossa; Ampullariidae
Product: inositol phosphoceramide mannosyltransferase 2-like
Biological process (GO): mannosyl-inositol phosphorylceramide biosynthetic process
Molecular function (GO): mannosyltransferase activity
Source: RefSeq, a predicted model, not a curated record
AGGAAGGGGACUUUACUCUGAUGCACAUCCGGUGAUAUGGCCGUCUUUAAAACGUCUGCUGUAGUAUCAUCCGAGAUGUCGUGUUGUUUGCGAUUGACAGUAAAGAAGUAUUUUCAAUCUUAGUUGAUUUUCCAGUAUUUUGUAAAUGACUGUAAUAAUGCUUUACCAAACCAGUGCACACCGACAUCUUUUCUUAUAGUUUUCGGAAUUUUCACCAUGCACUGGAGAGGACAAGUUUUUAGUUGGAAAUACCCUUGCACAUGGAAGAUGCUGCAUCACUGUAGAUCCUUUCGAGACAAAUCAACUGUGGGCACGCUGUUGGUAGGCGUUCUGGUACUGCUAGCUCUACACUGGCUUAUAAGUCUGGAGAUGCAACAAGAUGAAGUGGCAAGGUUUGCCGCUCUGCGUAUCCCAGAUGACCCCAACUUUGUCCCAUUUAGAAUCAGUUCUAUUGAGGAUCUACCAACCAAAGGGGUACCUCGCAUACCACGAAGAAUUCAUCAGACUUGGCAAAGUGCCAUGGUGCCUACCACCCUUCAGCCCUGGAUUGAGUCAUGGAUAAAGAUGCACCCUGACUGGGAAUACUGGUUAUGGACAGAUGACAGUGCCAGAGAACUGCUAAAGCACAAGUAUCCCAGCUUGCUUCCAGUCUUUGAAAACUACUCAGAGAACAUCCGACGAGCAGACACCUUGCGCUAUGUAGUACUGCAUGAGUAUGGAGGUGUUUAUGCGGACAUGGAUAUGGAGAGCCUGAAACCCCUUGAUCCCUUGAUCAUUAAAUAUUCAUGCUUCCUGGGUCAAGAACCUUAUGAACACUCUAUCAUGGACACCAACUUUCAGGGUCUGGUGAUCAAUGCUUUGAUGGGCUGUAGAGCUGGUCAUCCUUUUUUCAAAAUGGUGAUCAACAUUUUGCCAGAUUUCUCACACAUGUGGAAUGUUCUAGACAGUACAGGACCACACUUCCUUACAUAUGCUUAUCGCACAUAUAGUAAAACCUAUCCAGAUUACUCACUUAACCACGAAAAUGGAGUUUACCUGGCACCUGCCGAAUACUUUUAUCCAACUAGCGACACUCAGAAAUUCACUAACAUGUUUCAAAUGUGCCAAAACUACUAUAAACUCACGCCAUUGCAACAACGUGGUUGCCAAAGCCUUAAGCGACUCAAGCCGCUAGCAGACCGGUUUUCUCUGGCUUUCACAGUGCAUCACUGGAUUCACACCUAUCUCACAAACAAGGUGUUUUUAAGAGGUUCAAUAGCUAUAAAAGAGAUUGUGCCUAAGGUUAUAAUUUAUGGUGAAACAUCAUGAUCAGUAUCUGCUAACACACCCCACCCCCUACCAACCCUAUAUUUCACACUACGGGCCAGAUCAAAUGAUGCCAACGGGCAUCACCGUUCAGCUUCGUGGCAUGCGGCUGGUAACUUCAAUGUGCACGUGAGGCUGCUUGUGACCUCAGCGGGUCUUGCUUUAUGCGAUUUGUUUCGUGAGAGUGCUUGGGAGUAGCUGGGCAGAGAUGAGUAGACUUGGGAUGCGUAGAAUCACGGACGUAUGUAUAUUAUUAGUUCGUGGUAGAAUACAUUCUUCAGACCACGUAACACAUGGUGAUCACGCCCUCGUGUGAGGGCCGAGACCAUGAGACUGCAAAAAUCAGUGACGUAGGGUCCGUGAGUGGGGAGGGAAUAGGGGGUGUUAGUCACCAUUUCAACAAACAAAAAAAUGCUGAGGAGGCAAGAAUGUGAACAUCGUUCUGUCAACAUAGAGUUUGUCCCCACUUCCCCCAAAGCUGAAUAUCUUCCGGCGCCACUGAAAAAUUAGUUGCUUCGAACAGCUGAGUGCUGGGUAUCUGUGAGAAAAGUAGAAAUCGGAGAUUUCUUGUUAAAAUCAUGCUUGGUUCAUUUCUGGAAAAGGAUUUUUUGCGCAUCGAUUACAAAUGAGUCAUCAGCUGCUUUUCAAGAAACGUCGAAUUCGGGAAAUUUCUAUAAAUCCUUGUGUAACAACAUGUGAAAAAAUUAAAACUAUUUUUGUCUUUUGUGCGUCUAUGUAGAAAUACAUUCACGGAGGGGCGUGUCUGUACUCGACACCAUGUAGACAGCACAGGGAACAGUGCUGGUGGGUGAACUGAAAAGAGAUGAUAUAAGUUGGGUGUAUUGCUAAAAUGCUAUUUUUAACCAAACAAAUAUAUAUAUAUAUAAACUUUU